AGGCAGAUUUGGUGGGAGAAGUAGAGGGGAGGAAACGGGUGGAAGAGUGAGGUGAGGAGGGCAUCUGGGUCGCUGCUCCCGGGCGGCAUAAAGUUCUUCGCGAUGUGGCUGAAGCCCGAGGAGGUGCUCCUGAAAAAUGCGCUGAAGCUGUGGCUGAUGGAAAGGUCCAACGACUACUUCGUGCUGCAGCGGCGUCGGGGCUACCGGGAGGAAGGCGGCGGGGGGCUCACAGGGCUUCUGGUUGGGACUCUUGAUUCAGUCUUAGACUCCACUGCUAAAGUAGCUCCAUUUCGCAUCCUACACCAGACACCAGAUUCUCAAGUUUACCUGUCAAUUGCUUGUGGAGCCAACAGAGAAGAAAUAACCAAACAUUGGGAAUGGUUAGAACAAAAUAUCAUGAAGACCUUGUCUGUGUUUGAUUCUAAUGAAGAUAUUACUAAUUUUGUACAAGGAAAGAUAAGAGGAUUAAUUGCUGAAGAGGGAAAACAUUCUUUUGCAAAAGAAGAUGACCCUGAGAAAUUUCGAGAAGCCCUUUUGAAAUUUGAAAAAUGUUUUGGUUUACCAGAGCAGGAAAAGUUAGUGACCUAUUACUCGUGCAGUUAUUGGAAAGGACGGGUUCCUUGUCAGGGUUGGCUAUAUCUUAGCACCAACUUUCUGAGCUUCUAUUCUUUUUUGUUGGGAUCAGAAAUAAAACUCAUUAUCUCCUGGGAUGCGGUCUCAAAACUUGAAAAGACUUCAAAUGUCAUACUGACAGAGAGUAUUCAUGUGUGUUCCCAAGGAGAGAAUCACUACUUUUCAAUGUUUUUGCAUAUUAACCAAACAUACCUUCUUAUGGAACAGCUGGCAAACUAUGCUAUAAAAAGAAUUUUUGAUAAGGAAACAUUUGAUAAUGACCCAAUCCUUGAUGAUCCUCUACAAAUUACUAAAAGAGGUCUGGAAAAUCGAGCCCACAGUGAGCAGUUUAAUGCUUUUUUUAGGCUGCCCAAAGAAGAGACUUUGAAAGAAGUACAUGAAUGUUUCUUAUGGGUACCAUUCAGCCACUUCAACACUCAUGGAAAAAUGUGCAUCUCAGAAAACUAUAUCUGCUUUGCUAGCCAGGAUGGCAAUCUAUGUAGUGUAAUCAUUCCAUUACGAGAGGUCUUAGCUAUAGAUAAGACAAAUGAUUCCAGCAAAUCUGUCAUCAUUAGCAUCAAAGGAAAAACAGCUUUUCGCUUCAGUGAAGUUAAAGAAUUUGAGCAAUUGGUGGCAAAACUCAGGCUCAAGUGUGGGGCAGCUUCAACUCAGUAUCACGAUAUUAGCACAGAGGUUCCUAUUAGUUCUGAGUCUGUAGACCCAUCUGAUGAUAUUGAGGUACAAUCUUUGUUAUGUCAGAGAGAAAGCAGCAAAACUGUGAACACUGAAGCCUUAAUGACAGUAUUUCACCCUCAGAAUUUGGAGACUCUUAAUUCCAAAACGUUGAAAGAAAAGAUGAAGGAACAGUCCUGGAACAUCCUGUUUACAGAAUGUGGGCGUGGUGUUAGCAUGUUUCGGACCAAAAAGACUCAAGAUCUGGUUGUAAGAGGGAUUCCAGAGACCUUAAGAGGAGAGCUCUGGAUGCUUUUUUCAGGUGCUGUUAAUGACAUGGCUGCUAAUCCUGGUUAUUAUGCUGAAGUGGUUGAGCAGUCUUUAGGGACGUGCAACUUGGCUACUGAAGAAAUUGAACGUGAUUUGCGUCGCUCCCUGCCUGAACAUCCAGCCUUUCAGAGUGACACUGGCAUAUCUGCUCUGAGGCGGGUACUCACUGCUUAUGCAUUCAGGAAUCCCAAAAUUGGAUACUGCCAGGCAAUGAACAUUUUGACUUCAGUGUUGCUUCUGUAUGCAAAAGAGGAAGAAGCUUUUUGGCUUCUGGUUGCUGUAUGUGAACGAAUGUUACCUGAUUAUUUUAAUCGUCGAAUCAUUGGUGCCUUGGUGGAUCAGGCAGUCUUUGAAGAACUUAUCAGAGAUCACCUUCCCCAGCUGACUGAACAUAUGACUGAUAUGACAUUCUUUUCCUCAGUUUCUCUCUCAUGGUUCCUCACACUUUUUAUUAGUGUGCUACCUAUUGAAAGUGCAGUGAAUGUGGUAGACUGUUUCUUCUAUGAUGGAAUAAAGGCCAUUUUACAACUGGGAUUGGCAAUACUUGACUAUAAUUUAGACAAACUUCUGGCAUGUAAAGAUGAUGCUGAAGCCGUGACAGCUUUGAACAGGUUCUUUGACAAUGUCACUAAUAAGGAUAGCCCGUUGCCUUCAAGUGUGCAGCAGGGUUCAAAUGUAAGUGAUGAAAAAAGCAGUCAUAUUAGAGUGGAUAUUACAGAUUUGAUUAGAGAGUCAAAUGAGAAAUAUGGGAAUAUUCGCUAUGAAGAUAUAUACAGCAUGCGCUGUCGAAAUAGGUUGUAUGUGAUACAGACCCUAGAGGAAACGACAAAGCAGAAUGUGUUGCGUGUUGUAUCACAAGAUGUGAAAUUGAGCCUUCAUGAAUUGGAUGAACUUUAUGUCAUCUUUAAGAGAGAGUUGUUUUUUUCUUACUAUUGGUGUUUGAGUUCUCCAGUAUUGAAGCACCAUGAUCCCAGUCUGCCAUAUUUGGAACAGUAUCAGAUUGACUGCCAGCAGUUCAGAGUGUUGUAUCACUUGUUGAGUCCCUGGGCUCAUUCUGCAAACAGAGACUCACUAGCUUUAUGGACAUUCAGAUUGAUGGAUGACAACUCCGACUGCCUUAUAAACUUCAAAGAAUUCUCCUCUGCAAUUGACUUAAUGUACAAUGGAAGUUUUACUGAGAAGCUUAAGGUGCUUUUUAAGCUGCAUAUUCCUCCAGCUUAUACUGAAGUGAAGUAUAAGGACCCUUCAAAGGGAGAUGAACUUUCCAAGGAAGAAUUACUUUAUUUCAGUCAGCUCCAUGUUUCCAAGCCUGCAAAGGAGAAAGAAGCAGAGUCAGCAAAAAACAGCCCUGAAAAAGGAAAAGAAAAAGUUGAUAUUCAAGCAUAUCUAAGUCAAUGGCAAGAUGAGCUUUUGAAAAAAGAAGAAAACAUUAAGGAUUUACCAAGAAUGAAUCAGUCACAAUUUAUUCAGUUUUCAAAGACACUAUAUAACUUAUUUCACGGGGACCCUGAAGAAGAGUCAUUAUAUCAAGCCAUUGCUGUUGUAACCAGCCUUUUGCUCAGGAUGGAAGAAGUUGGAAGGAAACUCCAUAACCCUGCGUCAUCAACCAAAGGAUUGUCUGGUGCAGUCUGUGCUUCUGGAGGACCCAGUGAGGGGCAAACAGAGAGCCACUUAGAGAAAGAUCCCUCCUCUCUCAGGGAAGAACCUCAGUGGUCAUUUGCAUUUGAACAGAUUCUCGCAUCUUUGUUGAAUGAACCAGCAUUGGUGAAGUUUUUUGAGAAACCCAUAGAUCUAAAAGCCAAACUAGAAAAUGCAAAAACUUCUCAGUUAAGUUCUAGAACCAGGAAGUAAAUCUUUUAACAGGAAUUGCUUAUUAUAGACAUUUACCAAGAUUCUCAUAGGCGUCAGCUUGAUUCCUAGGAGUAGGGAUCAGGGAUUUAUCUUAUUACCAGUGUAUUUGAAGGUUAAAAAGAAGAUAUUUGGAAGCACAAUGAUUCAUUCCUUUGUGGUGUUAUCUAAUUUUGAUAUUCUCUAAUACAAAUAUACUUUUUAUAUUUCACAAGGUAUGCAAUACCAGGGGGAGUAUGCUAAAUGCUAAAUGUUACCACCAGAGGGCACCACCAUAUCACUUUUAACAAGGAAAUUACUAGUUUGCGCUGCUAUUUACAUAUGAAUUACCGAUGAUUUUUGAAAAUGUGGUGUUAUGUUUGAGUAUUAGUGAUGCUGACACGUCAUGUUGAUAAAUCCUACUUUCCAAAUUGCCCCAGUCCUAUUAGAAUGCUUUAGAAAAGCAGGCUCUUAGAUCUGUAGCCUUAAUUAUCUAGAGGAUUACCAAAUGGGAACCUCAUUUUCACGUUAUCUAACUGAAGUAAUAUUAACUUUUUAAAGUUAAUCUCAUUCAGUCUUCUAAUAAUAAA
Molecule: messenger RNA, 4031 nt
Organism: Kogia breviceps (pygmy sperm whale)
Lineage: Eukaryota; Metazoa; Chordata; Mammalia; Artiodactyla; Physeteridae
Gene: TBC1D8B
Product: TBC1 domain family member 8B
Molecular function (GO): calcium ion binding
Source: RefSeq, a predicted model, not a curated record